CCUAAGCUUCGUGUCAACACAACUUUCAGAAAGGUUGUAGAGACAUUUAAAAACAGGAGAGAUAAAGAUAGAGAUGGGCCCCCUCCCAAACCUGGAAAAGUGGCCUGUGACGUCUGCACUGGUAUGAAGCGCAAGGCCCUGAAGUCCUGCCUGGUGUGUCAGACCUCUUACUGUGAGACUCACCUGGAGCCUCAUCAGAUAGCCCCACCCUUAAAGAGACACAAACUGAUCGACCCUGUGGAGAACCUGGAAGACAGGAUGUGUAAGAUGCAUGACAGACUCCUGGAGUUGUUCUGUAGGACUGACCAGACAUGUGUGUGUCAGUUCUGCACUGAGGGAGAACACAAGACUCAUGACACUGUCCCUAUAGAGGAGGAGUGUGGAGAGAGGAAGGCUCAGCUGGGGAAAACUGAGGCAAAAGUGCAGCUGAUUAUCCAGGAGCGACUGAAGAAGGUUAAAAAGAUCCGACUCUCAGUAAAUCGCAGCAAGAGAGAUGCAAAUAGAGAGAUAGCAAACAGUGUACAAGUCUUUACUGCUCUGGUGCGCUCCAUUGAGAAAAGCCAAGCUGAGCUCAUUGAGGUGAUUGAGGAGAAGCAGAAAGCAGAAGAGCGGCAGGCUGAAGGGUUCAUUAAAGAACUGGAGCAGGAAAUCACUGAGCUAAAGAAGAGAAGCACUGAUCUGAAGCGGCUCUCACACGCUGAGGACCACUUCCAACUUCUCCAGAGCUUCCUAACCCUAGAGUACAAACCUCCACCAACCAAGGACUGGUCUGAGAUCAGUGUUUACAGUGAUCUGUGUGUGGGGACUGUUAGGAGAGCUGUGUCUCACCUGGAGGAGAUACUGAAUAAAGAGAUGGAGAAGCUGCCUGAAGUCAAACUGAAGAUGAUUCAGCAGUAUGCAGUGGAUGUGACUCUAGACCCUGAUACAGCAAAUCUCUAUCUCAUCUUGUCUGAAGAUGGGAAACAAGUGAGAACUGGAGACAUACCACAGAAUCUUCCUGACAAUUCAAAAAGGUUUGACGGUCAUCGAUUUGUCCUUGGAAAGGAUGGCUUCUCCUCAGGAAGAUUUUACUAUGAGGUGAUUGUUAAGGGGAAGGCUAGAUGGACUUUAGGAGUGGCCAGAGAGUCCAUAGACAGGAAGAGGUGUAUCAUACAGAAACCUGAGGAUGGACUCUGGACUGUGACCCGAAGGGAGGAGAAUGUUAUCUGGACCUUCCCCCCUGUCAUCCUCUCCCUGAGAAAGAAGCCCCAGAAGGUUGGGGUCUUUGUGGACUAUGAGGAGGGUCUGGUCUCCUUUUACAAUGUUAAGGCCAGGUCUCAUAUCUACUCUUUCACUGACUGCACCUUUACAGAGAAACUCUUUCCAUUCUUCGGCCCCUCUGAUAAUGAUGAUGGUCAAAACUCAGCCCCUCUCAUCAUCUCUCCUGUCAAUCAUACAUGCUGAUUAAACAAUGCAGAGGGAACAGUUAAUUAACUAAUUACAUUCACAUAUCAUUAAAUAUAUUUAGUCAGCUGACAUGACAUGUGAUUAGAAUUUCCAUGGAUGUCCUCUGAAAUCUCAUAACGAAUUUAAAAUCGAAACUUCUUUACUCUUUAAGAACAGAUUGAAUAUUACUGGGGGAGGGGUGCCACA
This is a messenger RNA of Salvelinus sp. IW2-2015, 1632 nucleotides long. RefSeq names its product E3 ubiquitin-protein ligase TRIM21-like. Lineage: Eukaryota; Metazoa; Chordata; Actinopteri; Salmoniformes; Salmonidae. Gene Ontology annotation, molecular function: protein binding; zinc ion binding. The record is from RefSeq and is a predicted model, not a curated record.